AUGAGUCUUUCUUUUCGCUCAGAUUUUGCACUGGACAAGAACAAAAAGAAGAAGAAAAGAGAACUAACUGAAGAACAGAAACAAGAAAUUAAGGAAGCAUUUGAUCUGUUUGACACAGACAAGGACAGAGAAAUUGAUUAUCAUGAGCUGAAGGUUGCUAUGCGAGCUCUUGGCUUUGAUGUUAAGAAAGCUGAUGUGUUGAAGACGUUGCGGGACUAUGAUAGAGAAGGAACUGGCAAAAUUUCAUUUGAUGAUUUUAAUGAAGUCAUGACAGAUAUGAUGUUGGACAGAGAUCCCCAGGAAGAAAUCCUCAAAGCCUUCAAAUUGUUUGAUGAUGAUGUGACGGGCAAGAUUAGCUUGCGGAAUCUGAGACGGGUGGCAAGGGAACUGGGCGAGAACAUGACUGAUGAGGAGCUCCGAGCGAUGAUUGAUGAGUUUGACAGAGAUGGUGAUGGAGAAAUCAAUGAGGAAGAGUUUGUUGCUAUCAUGACUGGAGAUACGUAA
Molecule: messenger RNA, 504 nt
Organism: Candidula unifasciata
Lineage: Eukaryota; Metazoa; Mollusca; Gastropoda; Stylommatophora; Geomitridae
Source: the annotation of a GenBank genome assembly